Drosophila busckii is the source of this 1932-nucleotide messenger RNA. RefSeq names its product probable glutamate receptor (gene Ir84a). NCBI's taxonomy places the organism in Eukaryota, Metazoa, Arthropoda, Insecta, Diptera, Drosophilidae. Gene Ontology annotation, cellular component: membrane. The record is from RefSeq and is a predicted model, not a curated record. Gene Ontology annotation, molecular function: glutamate-gated receptor activity. The transcript is spliced from 5 exons. Bases 1 to 1932 code for a protein of 643 amino acids.
AUGAUUAGUUCGCACGUGAAAAUAAUUUUGUGGAUUUUUAUAUUUUCGGGCGUGCAAAUGGAAAGCAUAAAGUGCAAUGAGCUGCUCGUCUUCCAGGACUUUUUACGCGCCCAGCGAGUGCGCCACGCUCUUGUAGUUACCGACCAACCAAACAACGACCAAAUUGAAAGCUACACCCGUUUGCUGGCAAGCUAUAGCUUGCAGUUUUAUUCACCCGCCACGAGUAUUAAUUUCACAGAGCUCUUUUACUAUGGCGCGCCUCGGACUGCAAUAUUGGUGAGUAGGUUUGAGAGCGAGCAGGCGAGGCACGCAGUUUACGGUGCAGCAUCUGUAUGGGGACAGUUCAACAACUCGCAGGCUUGGCUUAUGCUGGGCUCUAGUCGGCCAGAUCAGACAGCUGAGCAGACUAUUGCAGAGGUCUUGACUGGCCUUAACAUAAACAUCGAUGCAGAUAUAACGGUUGCCUUGCCAUUUUCCACAAAUAUAAGUUGGCUAUUGUAUGAUGUCUAUAAAGUGGGCGAGUGUACACGACUGCAUGUGAUCAACAAGGGGAUGUGGAGCGCAGCGGGCAGCUAUCAGCUCUUGUACAGCUUCAGCGAAUUUAGCUGGAUGCGGCGACGAAAUGACUUUGGAAACAUCACUCUUAAAGGGAGCACUGCGCUGGUUGAGAAGCCAAUUUUGUUCGAUGACUUGGCUUAUCUCAAAGACGAUAAGCAUCUGCUACAGUUGGAUCCCAUGCAACGAAAGACAUUUCAACUUUUUAUACUGAUGGCGCAUAUGUACAAUAUGAGUUUGGAUAUACGCUUCACCAACAACUGGGGACAGUUACAACCGAACGGCAGCUGGUCGGGCGUGAUGGGGCAGGUGACGCAGGGCGAGGCAGACUUUGCACUAUGCCCCAUGCGGUUCGUAACGGACAGGCAGCGAUAUGUGCAAUUCACGCCCGUGCUACAUACGGAGUACAUACACUUUUUGUUCCGGCACCCAAGGCGCAAUAGCAUACGCAACAUAUUCUUCGAGCCACUCAGCACGCAGGUCUGGUGGUGUGUGUUGGCGCUUAUCUGCGGCAGUACACUUCUUCUAUUGCUGCACAUACGGCAGGAGCAUGAGGUGCCAGAAGAAAUAGCAGACACGGAUCGGCUGCGCCCAGUAGAACGUCGGCUCGCGUUUGUUUGGUUUACCAUGCUGGAGACCUAUCUACAGCAGGGUCCCGCAGCAGAUCUCUUUUCUCUGGCCUCCACACGGCUAUUGGUUAGCGUGAGCUGCCUUUUCAGCUUCAUGCUCAUGCAGUUCUAUGGCGCGUUUAUUGUGGGCUCCUUGUUAUCGGAGACACCGCGGAGCAUUGUCAGCUUGCAGGCACUGUUUCAGAGCGGUCUAGAGCUGGGCAUGGAGAACAUCUCGUAUAACUAUGCUCUCUUCACCAACACCACCAAUCAGCUCGUACGCGACGUCUACAUUCAACGCAUUUGCCGACCGAGAGAGCAGAAUAUACAAAGCAUUCAGCAGGGCGCGGAGCGUAUAAGGCAAGGUGGAUUUGCUUUCCAUGCGGCCAUCGAUCGCAUGUAUCGCCUGCUUGUAAAUCUUUUGGAUGAGGCUCAAUUCUGCGAGCUGCAGGAGAUCAUGUUCAAUCCGCCGUAUGUAUCUGGCUCAGUGCUACCUAAGAGCUCACCUUGGCGCGAGCAUUUGGUGCACGCCGUCCUCAGCCUACGCGAAACUGGUCUUAUGCAAUACAAUGACAAACAAUGGACUGUGCCUAAGCCCGAUUGUCGCAUGUUUCAAGCAGCUCAAGUAGAGGUGGAUCUAAAACAUAUCGCCCCUGCUCUAUUUACGCUGCUGUUAGCAAUGCUCACUAGCGUGGUAGUGCUUUUACUCGAACUGCUGCUCGACUGGACCCAACGAAAUGUGCACAGAAUGAUAAACAUCAUAAAGUAA